Owenia fusiformis is the source of this 1605-nucleotide messenger RNA. The record is from the annotation of a GenBank genome assembly. Lineage: Eukaryota; Metazoa; Annelida; Polychaeta; Sabellida; Oweniidae.
UGUUACAGUUAUGAAAUUGUACAAUAUUUAUUCAUGAAACUAAAUACAUAAUGUAUUACUUACUAUGUACUUUAUAUACUAACCUGUACAUAUACUGAGUCAAUAAAGAUUUAUAAAUGAUGAAUAAAUAAUGUCAUUAUUUUACUUUUAACAUUUAGUUUUCCUUCAAUUAAGGUACUAGUGGGCAGUUCUACCAAAUAAUAUGAAAAAUAUUCUUAUCUUAUUUUCAUCGUAAAAGCCUUAUUUUGAAAUACAAUAAACCAGCCAAUAUAGUGCUUCUGUACGAAUUCUGUUGAAAGCCAGAUUUGAUCCAAAGGCCAAUACAUGUACAAAAUUAUUGAAAAAUAUGCACAGAAUAUAGAUAUCAAGAUAUAGUUUUCUGUUAUAACGUUUUUACUUUUUUUUACUUUUGAAGUAUCUGGUAUUGAAAUAUAAAAACAUGAAUAUGCAUCAUUCAGACUUUAUACUUUAUCUAAGAAAAUGUAUAAUAAAAAACUAUAAAAAAACCGCCCAUUGACGUAUUAUGAAAUGAUCCAUUUUUUUAUUCAACCAAGGGGAAACUUUUACUUCCAAAAUUAUAUGGACAAUUUUAAAGCGCGUAGACAAGAAUAAAUUCAUGAGAUAAAUAUCAAAUGAUUUUCCAAGGCAACCAAACCCAACCAAAAGUUCUGAUUAUGUCAAAUCAUAGAUUGACGUACCCAAUACUUUUAAUAAUUUUACUAUUGAAUCUAGAAUGGAACCAAACAGCCCUGUUUUGCACAACACAAAUGAAUAAAUGUAAACAAAACUAUUUUAUAUAUGUUUCAUUCAAUUUUCAUAUAUCUAUAAGUAUAAAGCAUAUACAGAUCUUGUUGCAAAAUAUUAAUCUUGAAUGGAACCAAACAGUCUUGUUUUGGACAACACAAAUUAAUAAAUAUAUACCAAACUAUUUUAUAUAUGUUUCAUUCCAUUCUCACAUAUCUGUAAAGCACAUACAGAUCUUGUUGCAAAAUAUUAAUCUUGAAUGGAACCAAACAGUCUUGUUUUGGACAACACAAAUUAAUAAAUAUAUACCAAACUAUUUUAUAUAUGUUUCAUUCCAUUCCCACAUAUCUGUAAAGCAUAUACAGAUCUUGUUGCAAAAUAUUAAUCUUGAAUGGAACCAAACAGUCUUGUUUUGGACAACACAAAUUAAUAAAUAUAUACCAAACUAUUUUAUAUAUGUUUCAUUCCAUUCUUACAUAUCUGUAAAGCAUAUACAGAUCUUGUUACAAAAUACUGAAUCUAGAAUCGAACCAAACAGUCUUGUUUGGACAACACAAAUGAUUAAAUGUAUACAAAACCAUUCUAUAAAUGUUUCAUUACAUUCUCAUAUAUCUGUAAAACACAUAUUGUAUUCCUGUUUAUUUUCACACGGAUCUACGAGUGCACGUGCCUCGCAGACAUAGACCCUUACUGGCACCAUGCGAACAUUUUUUAGUAUUGUCUUGUUCACAUUUUGUAUGAUAUUGUAAACUGUUCUUGUAUCAUUAGUAUGAAUUUAAGUACGUCUUGCCUUCUAAUUAUGGCAAAAUCUUGAAUUUGGAACACUGGUGCACCAAAUAAUACUAGAAAUACUAUUUAUCC